UCAGGGAGCGCGGGAGGCGCUCGGAGCCCCGACUGCAGCCGUGCCGGCGCGGCUUCCAGGGGCCAACCUUGCAGAGAAACGUUCCUGCCUUCGCUCGGAGCCUUCCCCGGACAGCGUCUGCGAUGCCGGCCCCGGGCGCAGUGGGAGCCGCCCCGGUCUUGGCCGCCCUGCUAGCGGCAGCCCUCUGUGGUCACCUCCAGGUCGGAGUGAGCGCCACCUUGAACUCGGUUCUCGUCAAUUCCAACGCCAUCAAGAACCUGCCCCCGGCGCUGGGCGGCGCUGCCGGGCACCCGGGCUCCGCGGUCAGCGCGGCUCCCGGGAUCCCGUACGAGGGCGGGAACAAGUACCAGACCAUUGACAACUACCAGCCGUACCCGUGCGCCGAGGACGAGGAGUGCAGCACGGAGGAGUACUGCGCCAGCCCCACCCGCGCAGGGGGCGCGGGCGCGCAAAUCUGCCUGGCCUGCAGGAAGCGCCGAAAACGCUGCAUGCGUCACGCUAUGUGCUGCCCCGGGAAUUACUGCAAAAAUGGGAUAUGUAUGCCUUCUGAUCACAAUCCUUUCCAUCGAGGGGAAAUCGAAGAAACCAUUCUCGAAAGUGUUGGUAACGAUCACAGCACCGUGGAUGGGUAUUCCAGAAGAACCACGCUGUCUUCAAAACUGUAUCAUACCAAAGGGCAAGAAGGCUCAGUCUGUCUCCGAUCAUCAGACUGUGCCACAGGGCUGUGUUGUGCUAGACACUUCUGGUCCAAGAUCUGUAAACCUGUCCUCAAAGAAGGUCAAGUGUGCACCAAGCACAGGAGAAAAGGCUCCCACGGGCUGGAGAUAUUCCAGCGCUGUUACUGUGGAGAGGGUCUGUCUUGCCGGAUACAGAGAGAUCACCAUCAAGCCAGCAACUCUUCCAGACUCCACACCUGUCAGAGACACUAAGCCAGCCGUCCGAACACCGUGGACUCCUUUGCUAUAGUAGAUGCUAUGAAAACUGUGUGUGACUUCUAUCAGCUCAAUCCUAAAGGAUGUACAAAUUCUGUGG
This is a messenger RNA of Callorhinus ursinus (northern fur seal), 1032 nucleotides long. The record is from RefSeq and is a predicted model, not a curated record. NCBI's taxonomy places the organism in Eukaryota, Metazoa, Chordata, Mammalia, Carnivora, Otariidae.